CAGCGGCGGCGGCGGCGGGGGGAGGAGGAGAGGAGGCGGCGGAACAGGAGGAGGGGAAGGCGGAGCAGGCAGUCGCUCUCCGCGGGGCUGAGCCGGACGCGUCUGGGUGCCCCCCCCUCCCCCCGGUUCGCCGCUGCCGCUGUGUAGUUGGCGCCGCCGGCCGGGCCGAGAGUGAGCGUGGUGUCGGCGGAGGGAGAUGGCCCGGGAGCGCCGGCGCCAGUAACGGGGAGGUGCUGAGACUCGCCGAGGGCGCGCCGGGCCCUGGUGCCGGCGCCCCGCCGCCUGCCCGCCUCUCGCGGCCGCUCUCCCCCCUCCCCGCCACACACUCACAGGCCGGGCAUUGAUGGUAAUGUAUGCGAGGAAACAGCAGAGACUCAGUGAUGGCUGUCACGACCGGAGGGGGGACUCGCAGCCUUACCAGGGGGGUGAUGUUUUACAGGCACUUAAGUAUUCAUCGAAGAGUCACCCCAGUAGUGGUGAUCACAGACAUGAAAAGAUGCGAGACACCGCAGAUCCUUCACCACCAAAUAAAAUGUUGCGGAGAUCUGAUAGUCCUGAAAACAAAUACAGUGACAGCACAGGUCACAGUAAGGCCAAAAACGUGCAUACUCACAGAGUUAGAGACAGGGAUGGUGGGACCAGUUACUCUCCACAAGAAAAUUCACACAACCACAGUGCUCUUCAUAGUUCAAAUUCACAUUCUUCUAAUCCAAGCAAUAAUCCAAGCAAAACUUCAGAUGCACCUUAUGAUUCUGCAGAUGACUGGUCUGAGCACAUCAGCUCUUCUGGAAAAAAGUACUAUUACAAUUGUCGAACAGAAGUUUCACAAUGGGAAAAACCAAAAGAGUGGCUUGAAAGAGAACAGAGACAAAAAGAAGCAAACAAGAUGGCAGUUAAUAGCUUCCCAAAAGAUAGGGAUUACAGAAGAGAGGUGAUGCAAGCAACAGCCACCAGUGGGUUUGCCGGUGGAAUGGAAGACAAGCAUUCCAGUGAUGCCAGUAGUUUGCUCCCACAGAAUAUUUUGUCUCAGACAAGCAGACACAAUGACAGAGACUACAGACUGCCAAGAGCAGAGACUCACAGUAGUUCUACGCCAGUUCAGCACCCCAUCAAACCAGUGGUUCAUCCAACUGCUACCCCAAGCACUGUUCCUUCUAGUCCAUUUACGCUACAGUCUGAUCACCAGCCAAAGAAAUCUUUUGAUGCUAAUGGAGCAUCUACUUUAUCAAAACUGCCUACAUCCACAUCUUCUGUCCCUGCACAGAAAACAGAAAGAAAAGAAUCUACAUCAGGAGACAAAUCUGUAUCACAUUCUUGCACAACUCCUUCCACGUCUUCUGCCCCUGGACUGAAUCCCACGUCUGCACCUCUAACAUCUGCUCCUACAGUCCCUGUUUCACCUGUCCCACAGUCACCAAUACCUCCCUUACUUCAGGACCCAAAUCUUCUUAGACAGUUGCUCCCUGCUUUGCAAGCCACGCUGCAGCUGAAUAAUUCUAAUGUGGAUAUAUCCAAAAUAAAUGAAGUUCUUACAGCAGCUGUGACACAAGCCUCACUGCAGUCUAUAAUUCAUAAGUUUCUGACUGCUGGACCCUCUGCUUUCAACAUAACUUCUCUGAUUUCGCAAGCUGCUCAACUUUCUACACAAGCCCAGCCAUCCAGUCAGUCUCCAAUGUCUUUAACAUCUGAUGCAUCAUCCCCAAGAUCUUAUGUGUCUCCAAGAAUAAGCACACCUCAGACCAACACAGUCCCUAUCAAACCUUUGAUUAGUACUCCCCCCGUUUCAUCACAGCCAAAGGUUAGUACUCCAGUAGUUAAGCAAGGACCAGUUUCACAAUCGGCCCCUCAGCAGCCUGUAACUGCUGACAAGCAGCAAGGCCAUGAACCUGUCUCUCCUCGAAGUCUUCAGCGCUCAAGUAGCCAGAGAAGUCCGUCACCGGGUCCAAAUCAUACUUCUAGUAGUAACGCAUCAAAUGCAACAGUCGUGCCACAGAAUUCAUCUGCCCGACCUACGUGUUCAUUAACACCUACGCUAGCAGCGCACUUCAGUGAAAAUCUCAUAAAACAUGUUCAAGGAUGGCCCGCAGAUCAUGCAGAGAAGCAGGCAUCACGAUUGCGUGAAGAAGCUCAUAACAUGGGAAGCGUUCACAUGUCAGAAAUUUGUACUGAAUUAAAAAAUUUAAGAUCUUUAGUUCGGGUAUGUGAAAUUCAAGCAACUUUGCGAGAGCAAAGGAUACUAUUUUUGAGACAACAGAUUAAGGAACUCGAAAAACUAAAAAAUCAGAAUUCCUUCAUGGUGUGAAGAUGUGAAUAAUUGCACAUGGUUUUGAGUACAGGAACUGUAAAUCUAUUGCCCAAUCUUAACAUUUUUGAGCUGCAUUUAAGUAGACUUUGGACCGUUAAGCUGGGCAAAGGAAAUGACAAGGGGAUGGGGUCUGUAAGAGUCAAUUCAGGGGAAAGCUGCAAGAUUGAUUUGUAAAACCCUUGAAGUGUAGAUUUCUUGUAGAUGUAUUCUUCACGUUGUAAAUAUGUUUUGUAGAGUGAAGCCAUGGGAAGCCAUGUGUAACAGAGCUUAGACAUCCAAAACUAAUCAGUGCUGAGGUGGCUAAAUACCUAGCCUUUUACAUGUAAACCUGUCUGCAAAAUUAGCUUUUUUUUUUUUUUUUUUUUUUUUUUUUUUUUUUUUUUUUUUUAAAUUGGGGGGGUUAAUUUAUCAUUCAGAAAUCUUGCAUUUUCAAAAAUUCAGUGCAAGCGCCAGGCGAUCCGUGUCUUAGGGAUACAAUUUUGAACCACAUGGGCGGUGUACAAAAUAUCAUGAAACAGCUGUUUCCACACUUGCACCUGAUCAAGAGCAGUGCUUCUCCAUUUAUUUUGCAAAGAAAUGUUUUUCAUUUCCCGUGUGUUCCAUUUCCCUCUGAAAUCCUCAAUCUGAUUUUAUCAAUUUUUUAAGGUUCCUCUUUUUCUCCUUUCUUAAGGCACUGUUGCUAUGGCACUUUUCUAUAACCUUUUCAUUCCUGUGUACAGUAGCUUAAAAUUGCAGUGAUUGAGCAUAACCCACUUGUUUGUAUAAAUUAUUGAAAUCCAUUUGCACCCUGUAAGAAUGGACUUAAAAGUACUGCUGGGCAUGUGUGCUGAAAGUACACUGAUUGCUCCAAUAUAAGGAAAAAGCCCAAUGAACAUGGUUGUGGGAGGGGAAAGAGGAAACAAAACUAGUCAGAUGUGAAUUGUAUCUGUUGUAAUAAACAUGUUAAAACAAACAAAAAUUGUUACUUUUCUUUUCCUUCGGUCAGUGCAUAUUAGAAUUUGAACUACCUGGGGAUUUUUUAUCAGAACUAUUCUUGUUGAAUAUUUAUACUUAAUUGAAAUAAUUCCUUAAGGAAGGUUUUGUUUAAAGGUUAUUAACAGGAAAUUGUGUAUAAGAUAUUUAAUGAAAUAUGAAAUUCAACAAGAAUGAUUAAGUCACUUCCCAAGUGGUCAUCAUUUGUUAAGCCCUGGUUUACCUGUCUUGGUAUUAUGACAUUUCAUUUUGAAGGAUGUUUGUGUUGUAGCUAACUGUUCAAGUCUGGUGCUGACUGCUGUUCUUAGCCAUCACAAAACGCGAAAUUUGUGUAAUUGGAGCUUCCUGCUGUUAUCUGGAAAUGGUGGGAAAAGCUCAGCUUUGUAUAUUGUUUCCUAAAGUAUAAUUAAAUAAAAAAAGAAACUAUUGCUACUAUUAAUUACCUUGGCUUUUUAUUUUCUUAGUAAAAUAUUAGUCACCUGGCCUUAGCAUGACACUGCCAGCAUUGAAUUAAAAUACAAGGGUUCUGUAUCCAGAAAAAUCUUUGAAUUUAAAAAUUUUUACUCUUCUGAUUUAGAGAGGUGUUUUUUUUUGUUUUGUUUUUUGUUUUCCCUUUUGGGGCAGAUAUUUUCAUGUGCUUUCAGAACUGCCAGCACCAAGGGCUUACUUUGUGAUGUUAGACAUUAAUGUAUUUCUUUAUGGGCUACUAACUUAAAUUUCAAAAUUGUUCUUAUGCUUUAAGCAUAUCUAAAUUAUGGAAGUUAGUGCUUAGACUUUUUAAUAAAUAAAAGUAGAUUUAAGCAACAGUAUGGAUGGUAUUUUGGAAAAUACAAAAUACAAAAAUGUUCCAGUGUAAUUAAGAAUUAAAAUCUUCCACUGGAAACUGAUUUUUUCCUUGACACUUAAGAAUACUCUUCAAAUGUAAGAAAAGCUUAAUGUCAUGAAUUAUAUCAUCAUGAAAUGAUGUGAGAAUGAGUGUUUGCAGAACUUGAUUAUUGCAUGUGAGUGGAACCCCGAAGAGCUAUGUUUAGAACCUUUCUUUUUGUUUGUGAUGUAGCGAGCAAAUGUUUCCUGAUUAGAUGGCAACUUGACUUGUGAUUUGAGGUAAAUCUGAAUUUGGUUUGCUAAUAGAACAUGUUGAUCUAUGUAACUUUAUUCCUUAUUAAAAAGAUGUUUAUAUCCCUAACUGAAUUACUCAUAUACCAGAGAAGAUGCUUAAUAUGAAAUUUCUUAUUGGUGAGUUUUUAAACAUGCAGAAAGUCAAAAUCUUUUGUGGAAAUACUUUUACAAUACUUGAUUUACUUAUGAUUCUGCAGUAAAUUAUUUUAAAUAUUGCACUUUAAUACAAACAUGGUGUCCUCCUGUUAACCUCGUUGAAAUAACCAGGCUAUAUCUACUACUAAAAUGGACGUAAUUUCCUAGACUGUUCUUUAUCUAGUUGCCCUGUUGCCAUGGCUUUGAACACGUCUCAUUUUGGUUGAAUCCUUGGUUCAUAUAAUUUGAAAAUACUACUACUGAACAGCUCCUAGGAAACCUCAGGGGUUUUUUUGUUUGUUUUUAAAGUUUGUUUUUAAAGAGGCAGUAGUCUGUAUUCAAACAUUGAAAACUGUGAUACUGUAGCAAAAUAAAUUUUGUGAAGAUGGGUCUGUUAGAAAGUCUUUCCUCUGAAGAACCAGCUUCCCCUACCUUUGUUUUUCUGUGUGAUUCUAGUAACUGUUAAUUUUAAAACUUGGACAACUCCCAUGUGUUGAGCUCGCUGAAAACUCAACUCUAUGCACCAUCUCUUUUUCAAGACACUCUUUUAAUAUCUCAAAUGAGUGGUUUUACUUUUCUAAAUUUUGUCUGUCUCACACAAAAUCUUAGGAAGAAAGUGUUUAAAACUUUAAAAGGAAUGAAUUGUUAACCAUUUCAAAAACAGUUUUUGUUCUGUUUAAACACAACCCUGUCUUUAAUAAGGGACUAUUUCAAAGGUGGGAAAGGGUGGUGCAAAAUACUUCACUCUCUGCCCACCAGAACUACUGUAGUUUAACACUUAAAGCUACUGUAUGUGGGGUUUGAAUCUGGAUUUCUUUUCAAUACCUGUAAAUACAGCUAUAUUCUUGUAAUCUGUACUGGAGUGUACAAAAUGACACUAAAAAGUAAUAAAUACGUUUUGACUACA
Molecule: messenger RNA, 5438 nt
Organism: Choloepus didactylus (southern two-toed sloth)
Lineage: Eukaryota; Metazoa; Chordata; Mammalia; Pilosa; Megalonychidae
Gene: WAC
Product: WW domain containing adaptor with coiled-coil
Exons: 14
Coding region: 344-2302 (652 amino acids)
Biological process (GO): positive regulation of TORC1 signaling; regulation of autophagy
Cellular component (GO): nucleus
Molecular function (GO): chromatin binding; RNA polymerase II complex binding
Source: RefSeq, a predicted model, not a curated record